UAGGAUGCCUGGGAUUGGCUGGCACUGACAUCUAGGGUGCCCACGAACGCUAUUGGCUGGAAAGUAGGUUAGUGGUGCGACAUUUAGUGAGGGCAGAAAGUAGGUCAGGGACGGGCAGCUGUUUCUCUUCCAGUUCCCUGCGUGCGCCUGACGGGUUGAUUCAGACGGGGGAAUAAGGUGCUCGGGUGCAGAGGGUGGAAGAUUUAUCCAGCACAGUAACAACUCCCUCCCUACUCGCUUCCUCAGAGAGAUCCUGUAUAUAAAGACUCGGAGGCAUGAGCGCCUGUAGGUGACUGACUUCCCUUGGCUCCUGGGGGGCCCCAUUAACUCGCAACCCUUUCGCUUCUCUUAGACACAAUCCUUCAGCAGAUGAUCCAAUGGCCGACCAAAGAAUGGAUAUCUCCUCCACAAUGAACGAUUUCAUGUCCCCCGGCUCCACUGACCUCAUAUCCAGCUCCCUGGGAAUGGGAGGGAUCGACUGUAACCGCAAAAGGAAAGGGAGCCUGACGGAUUAUCAGACUGAUGGCUUCUCAUUCGAUGAGGGGAUGGAUACAGACAAGGACGACCCCCACGGACUGUUGGACUUCAGCGAGGGGCGACUUAGAAAUGCUCGGGAAGCUCACAGUCAGAUUGAGAAGCGGCGGAGAGAUAAAAUGAACAGCUUCAUCGAUGAGCUGGCGUCUCUGGUUCCCACGUGCAACGCCAUGUCCCGCAAGCUGGAUAAGCUCACCGUGCUGCGCAUGGCCGUCCAACACAUGAAGACGUUGCGAGGUGCUGCCAACCCCUACACAGAGGCAAACUACAAACCGGCUUUUCUAUCAGACGACGAGCUCAAGCAGCUGAUUCUCAGGGCGGCAGACGGAUUCCUUUUCGUGGUCGGCUGUGACCGAGGGAAAAUCCUCUUUGUUUCAGAAUCCGUUUUCAAGAUCCUCAAUUACAGCCAGAAUGAUCUGAUUGGCCAGAGCCUGUUUGACUACCUGCACCCUAAAGAUAUUGCCAAAGUUAAGGAGCAGCUCUCGUCCUCAGACACAGCCCCCCGGGAGAGACUCAUCGAUGCAAAAACCGGCCUUCCUGUAAAAACCGACAUCACUCCGGGGCCCACUCGGCUUUGCUCUGGGGCCCGACGCUCCUUCUUUUGUCGCAUGAAAUGCAACAGACCUUCAUUAAAAGUAGAAAACAAAGAUUUCCCAUCCAACUGUUCCAAAAAGAAAGCGGACCGGAAGAGCUUUUGCACUAUACACAGCACUGGAUAUCUCAAGAGCUGGCCGCCCACAAAAAUGGGGCUGGACGAAGAUAACGAACCGGACAACGAAGGGUGCAAUCUGAGCUGCUUAGUUGCGAUUGGCCGGCUGCACCCCCACAUAGUACCGCAGCCCGGGAAUGGGGAGAUUCGAGUGAAAUCCACAGAAUACGUGUCAAGGCACGCCGUGGAUGGGAAGUUUGUUUUUGUAGACCAGAGGGCAACUGCAAUCCUCGGCUAUUUGCCACAGGAGCUCCUGGGCACGUCUUGCUACGAGUAUUUCCAUCACGACGAUUUAGGGAAUCUCGCCGAAUGCCACCGGCAAGUCCUACAGAGCAGAGAGAAGAUCACAACCAAUUGUUUUAAGUUCAAAAUCAAAGAUGGCUCCUUCAUCACCCUGAAAAGUCGCUGGUUCAGUUUCAUGAACCCAUGGACCAAAGAAGUAGAAUAUAUCGUCUCCACCAACACAGUCGUCUCAGCCAACAUUCUCGAUGCCGGAGACUCUACAUUCUCUCAAUUUUCAGCUUCUCCCCCGAGCAUGGACAGUGUACUACAGUCUGGUGAAGGAGGCACAAAAAGGAAUCACCCUGCAGUCCCCGGCAUUCCAGGUGGAACAAGUGCGGGCGCUGGCAAGAUUGGCAGAAUGAUCGCAGAUGAAAUACUGGAGUUUCACAGGACAAGAGGCUCCUCCCCGUCAAGCUGUGGGUCUAGCCCCCUCAAUUUCAGCACCCCACCCCCAGAUGCAUCAUCUCCAGGAGGCAAAAAGAUGUCCAAUGGCGGGGGUAUGGAUCCAAUAUCCACAUUAGUGCCUGGAAUGGACAGUUACGGUUUCCCAUACUCAGACAGUUCAUCAAUACCUGGCGACAGUUCUCACAUGGACACGUACAUGACGGAAACGGAUCAAGGCUCCAGUAGCCCCAGUAACGACGAAGCUGCCAUGGCGGUGAUCAUGAGCCUCUUGGAGGCGGACGCGGGGCUGGGAGGGCCGGUGGAUUUCAGCGACUUACCUUGGCCUUUGUGAUCGGAGACCCCGAUAGGGAAGAACCUGCAGUAUCAAAGUGCAUUAUUCAAUCUUAACUGUUUCACUACCAAAGGAGCCAGCACAACCUUGCUCGUCAGAUGUGGCAGUUGCGCUCCCAAUCGCUUUUACACACACAAUCAUGGAAGCCAUAUUGGAUCACUAGUGUGCGUAUACAGGUGCUCGUAUACAGAACUGGGCCCAAAAACUGUCACACUGCAACUGCCACAUCCCCCACCCUGACUGAAUGGACAGCAUUGGGCAGAGGGCUGAGAAAUUGGGCAGAGAAAUUUGGUGACCUGGCCAAGUUUGCAGAUCUAGAUGUUUAUAGGAGAGGGGUGGGCGACCUGCGUCCCUCCAGCUACGCCCCCCGGAGGAGCACAGGCUGCCCCGCCCCAGGCGUAUAUCCCGCAUUAACGGUAUCAUCCGAAAUUCACCCGUUUCCUAUUUUUAAAUCAUGCCGUAAAACCUGCAACUGUAGCUUUUUAUAGGCAAACUGUCAUUUCAGAUGUAAAAGGUUUUUACAUGACAGAGGCGCCCCCUUGUGGCUAUUUCUUAUACUAAUAAUUGUACAAAGUCGUUCUAUUGUAAGAAUCCUUUAUGCUAUCAAUGCUACCGUGUCAGUUUUUUUUUUUUUAAUAAAAUGCUUCUAUAAA
Molecule: messenger RNA, 2914 nt
Organism: Xenopus laevis (African clawed frog)
Lineage: Eukaryota; Metazoa; Chordata; Amphibia; Anura; Pipidae
Gene: bmal1.L
Product: aryl hydrocarbon receptor nuclear translocator like L homeolog
Exons: 20
Coding region: 378-2261 (627 amino acids)
Biological process (GO): circadian rhythm; regulation of DNA-templated transcription
Cellular component (GO): cytoplasm; nucleus; transcription regulator complex
Molecular function (GO): DNA-binding transcription factor activity; protein dimerization activity
Source: RefSeq, a predicted model, not a curated record